GGUAGUUGCGGAAGGAGUCAGACGACACCCGACACUAGCGCUAGCGAUGAGGUGGAACGUAAACAACAAUCCUGCUGAUGCUGUCGUUCUCCAGGACCACGUAUCUUCCUUCUCCUUUAACUUAGAAAAUUUUUAAGCUUCUGCGUGGACUUUUCCGCCGGGGUUUCAGCCAUGGGGUACGCACAUCAAUUGUGUAUCUUGUCUCUUGUAAUCAUUUCAUCAUGUAAUGCUAUUCCAAAACCUGAGGAGAGUGCAAUGCACUUGCAAAAGGAUAUGAGCAAUAAGCCCCACUAUCAGCAUGGUGAUGAACACAACACACAGUAUGAUCAUGAGGCUUUUCUUGGUGCCGAAGAAGCUAAGACUUUUGAUCAACUAACCCCAGAGGAGAGCCGUCGACGAUUGGGUCUAAUUGUUGACAAAAUUGACAAAAAUACUGAUGGGUAUGUUUCCCAAGAAGAACUCAAGGAUUGGAUCCAGUAUACUCAGAAGCGUUACAUCUCAGACGAUGUUGACCGUCAGUGGAAAGCACACAACCCUGAAGCUAAAGACAAAAUAACUUGGACCGAAUACAAGAAAAUUAUGUAUGGUUUUAUGGAAGAUAUGGACAAAACAGACUUAGAUAAGGAUGAUGAAGGUUCCUCGUACCAGAAUAUGGUUCGGAGGGAUCAGCGCCGCUGGGGUGUUGCUGAUGUAGAUGGUGAUGGAGCCCUGACUCGGGGAGAAUUUGCUGGCUUCCUUCAUCCUGAGGAAACAGGACACAUGAGAGACAUUGUUGUUCUUGAAACUCUUGAAGACAUUGACAAAGAUAAAGAUGGACGUGUUUCCCUGGAAGAAUAUAUAGGUGAUGUGUUCCGCAGUGGAGAUGGUGAUGCUGAACCUGAUUGGGUGCGAAAUGAAAGAGACCAAUUUAAACAGUACAGAGACAAGGAUGGUGAUGGAUACAUGGAUAAGGAAGAGGUGAAAAACUGGAUUAUACCUCCUGACUUUGACCAUGCUGAGGCUGAAUCUCGCCAUCUUAUUUAUGAUUCUGACUCCGAUGCUGAUCAGAAACUUACCAAAGAAGAAAUUUUGAACAAUUACGACUUGUUUGUUGGCUCACAGGCCACAGAUUUUGGGGAGGCUCUUACUCGACAUGAUGAAUUCUAGUCAAUCAUUGUUAUAUCAGUCUUAGCGUCACUAACCCAAAUGUCAAGUCUUAGGACUCCAGACACAAGACUAGAAUCUCUAUAUUAUGAACAGAGCACAAGUAUUUUAACUCCAAAAUAGGGACGAUAAAUUGUAUUAAUUUUCAUGCCGUAUGCCUUAUAUAUUUCUAACAAAUGUGAAGUAGCCGAGAACAAAUCUUAGGCAUUAUCAUUUCAUUAUGAAAAAGUGUGGUGAUACAUGUCCUGAAGUAUUUUGAUGUGAUAUCCAAUGUGUUCCUGUGGUGCCAAUGCUAUUAGAUUAAUAAUUAUGUCAUAGAAACCUUUCCUUGCUCUUCUACUUAAGAUUUUAUUUCUUUAUAACUGUUUCUUGCCCUGUCAAUGUUUUUGGGAACCAAACUUUUUCACAUGAGCUAUAAUGAAGACAUGCCAAAUAUGCAUUUAUAUUAAACUUCCUGUUAAUUUUCUAUUUUAUUUUUAUAACAUUGUUAUACAUAUUUGCAUUUUUAUGUGUGCAUUUAACAGUAAGUUUCUGCAUGUCAUGGUCUGUUAUCUUCUCUAAAAUUUGGUGUCAAUCUAAUAAUUUGGUAGCCUUUAGAAAAUGGUAUAAAAUGAAUAUUUUAAGUAUUGUCAGCCAUAUUCCCCUCUAGAAUCUCUACUUCUUUCUUACAUUUUAUCCACUUCAUAUAACAGUAUUCUCUGAUUUCUUAUGUUUGUUUCGCCUUUCAGCCACUAUUGUUCUCAAUUAUUGUUUUCAGGAAUACUGUACCAAAUUCAUAUGAAUCUCAAUCUCAUUGUCGUCUUCCAUUCCAGCUUAGUUCUUUAUCUUCCAUUUCAAGUUCUUAACGGUAACAUUUAAGACUCAUAUUUUGAUGUUUAGUUCGUACUCGCUCAUAGAAUUUUAGAACACCCCAAAAUCUCAUGAUCUUCAUGUUUACAUAAUUUUGCAGUGGUGAAUAGCCUGAAUGUUUCAUAAUUUUCUUAACAUUUACCUGCCAUGGCAUGUCAACCACCAAGUAGUCCCAGUUUUGUCUGUAGAUUUUUUAAAGUGUCAACAAUGUGUCAUGGACUUCUUUAAGUGUUUGUGCUUAAUUAGGAUUUUAGAUUUUAGUUUUUUGCUUUGUAGUAGAAAUAAACCUGAAGUUAUCAAUA
Messenger RNA from Frankliniella occidentalis (western flower thrips), 2294 nucleotides. RefSeq names its product calumenin (gene scf). Lineage: Eukaryota; Metazoa; Arthropoda; Insecta; Thysanoptera; Thripidae. The coding region runs from base 172 to 1146 and encodes 324 amino acids. The transcript is spliced from 7 exons. Gene Ontology annotation, molecular function: calcium ion binding. Gene Ontology annotation, cellular component: endoplasmic reticulum. The record is from RefSeq and is a predicted model, not a curated record.